CAUUUAUUAUUAUAAAAUAAAGCCUAUUGCCUGCAAAGUUUAUACAUUGUAACGCAUUUAUGAAUUUAUUAUAAGCACACGUCGGAGUCUACCGUGUUUGUAAAAUGGAGCAUGUCAAACAUGUUCUAACAAUCAGUAACUAUAAGUUACAACUAAAUCAUAGAAAUGACUCUUAUCGAGGGCGUUGGAGACGAAGUGACAGACUUUUUUAUUAUUGUGAUCGUCCUCGUAGUAGGAUGGCUUGCCUGGUAUUCUACAAGUAUUACAGAGGAUCACCCAUUGAUACGCACAGUACUCGUGGUGCAUAGAACACGCACACGCCUUGCUGAGACGUACAGAGCCAUUCACCAAAAUGCUAGUUCGUUUUCAAGACCUCCCAAUUUGGAGGUGACCGAAGACGAAGAAACAAUUGCGGAUGAUAAUAGUGGUGGCAAUUCGCAGAAUUCCUCCGAUUCAUCUGCUGCAGAUGCAAACGGAGGAAUUACUCCUGAAACAAAUGGAACACCCGAGGCAGCAGCUACAGAGCAAGUACUUAUCGAAGCCAUGGAUUCAUUUAAUAAUGAUAACGCGACGUUACUGCAAAAACAAACUAAGAUAAAUCCUUCCAAGGAAACGACUAUAUCGUCGUCGACGUGUAACGAACCUCCAGAACAGAAAGUUGAAAACGAUGCUAACAAAAUUAGCAUAAAACUCAAGUUUAUAAACGACGAUCAAAAGUUGGUUACUGGUAGUCUUAAAGAGUUUUUAGGAGAUUUUAAAAGGAGGCACUUUCAAACUGAGCUCAAUGCACAAAAGUUAGUGCGUUUAGUCUUUAAUGGCCGAGUGUUGCAGCCCGAUAAUCAAACGUUGGAGAAAUGUGGCAUGUUCAACAAUUGUGUCGUUCAUUGUUUGGUACACCAGCCACGACAGAACCCUGCACCGUCUUCGGCUUCGACGUUGGACAAUUCGUCACCGAUUUAUUUUAAUCCUCAAGCAUUCUCCGACAUCCCCGUCGGCACGGAACUCAGCUCGGUACACAACGACUGGGACUUGAGCAGGCCUUUAGUAAUCAUUGUUACUCUCAUAUUGAGCUUAGCUUGGUACUUCCGAUACCACUGCGCUCAAUUCUUUACCACGAGCGCUACGGUUGCAUUAUAUGCGAUCACUGUCAUUUUCGGAUUGUCGAUAACAUUAAUGGUGUAUCAGUAACGAGGAAAUCUGUGACAAAUAAGGCAGUUGAAAACGUUCAGAUCGUGAUUUUGUGAACGUGUUUUUAACACAACAUCAUUUCAUCGUAUUGGUUCCUGACAUUAAUCAGAACGAGACAUACAAGUUGUUAUUUUUACCAGUUCGUAAACAGGGCUCACGAAAAUAUGAGGUGCAAUAAAUUCGAACGCGAUUACUAUUUUAAUAGCAUUUGUUCGCUCAGACGUAUUUGUGAAAUCCUGGAUAAACGUUAUUCGUGUAUUUAAUUGGGCAUAAUAAAUAUCGCAAGGAACUAAUUGCAGCAAUGUUCUCAACGAAAAAAAUUUCAUCACAUUUCUACGUUCUCAAUUUACGUGCAAAGUACAGUCAUGCAUUCGUAACGAUGUACGAUCUAUAAUUAAACAUACGUACUAGAAGAAACCAAUUAUACUUUUAUAAUCUUCCGGAGCUUAUGAUGUUAAUUUCAGUUUCAAGCACCGUCACAUAAAUUGUUAAAAAAAAAGUUGAUAAAAAUCGUCAACAGUGUAUGUACAUAAUUUUCACGGUUUAUUAAAUAAUCGUAAUUAUAACUUUUUAGGAAAAGAUGUCAUCUCCGUAAAAGUUUUGUUAUAUUUUCUAACAAAUGAUGUUGACAGUGUUUUAUUAUUACUUCUGUAAUACAGUGUACUAUAGUAGUUAAUAGAAAGAUCAUACACCGUCACAAUUUUUAUUAAAUAUGAAAUAAACAGUUUCGUAUUUAUUUCA
This is a messenger RNA of Ceratina calcarata, 1929 nucleotides long. Its product is annotated as transmembrane and ubiquitin-like domain-containing protein 1. The transcript is spliced from 4 exons. NCBI's taxonomy places the organism in Eukaryota, Metazoa, Arthropoda, Insecta, Hymenoptera, Apidae. Bases 166 to 1188 code for a protein of 340 amino acids. Gene Ontology annotation, molecular function: protein binding. Gene Ontology annotation, biological process: ERAD pathway. The record is from RefSeq and is a predicted model, not a curated record.